This is a messenger RNA of Clunio marinus, 2590 nucleotides long. The record is from the annotation of a GenBank genome assembly. NCBI's taxonomy places the organism in Eukaryota, Metazoa, Arthropoda, Insecta, Diptera, Chironomidae.
CAAUUCUUCGCGUAGUCAGAUAGAGAAGACCCCUUAAAGUCAAUUUUUUUGGUCCGUCUCGCAAAAUAAGAGUUUUGAUUAAUACAUUAAGCAUUAGUAGUAAUUGAAUAGUCAUCGAGGAAAGUGAAAACAUAUACAUAAACUGGAAAAUAUUGUGUCACCUCGAAAUAUUUGAUAAUUUAUUAAAAAUUCUUUAGCUUUUGCAAGUGACGUCAUAAUCAUCAGCUUUUAAAAAAAUAUUUAGAUACUUGUACAAUAAGCAGCAGAUCAGUGAAAUUUUUUAAGAAGAAAAAAAUAAAGACGAAAAUUAAAAUUAACCAACACGAGGAGACGUGAAAAAAAAGAAUCAAUUGAAAGCUGACCAAUGCUGGUUUAAGUGCCUUGUUAAAUCAAAAAAGAGAGAAAGAAGAAAAUCAAAAUAAACAUCAACAACUUUGAAGGGAUCAUUAAAAGAAAUGCUUACCAAUCAGAAGAAGUCUAAAGGGGUGGUAAAUUGGUUUUCAUCACUACGACGACAACCAAAGAAACAAAACUCCUUAGAUAGCAGCAAAUUACUACAAAAGAGUUGCAUCGACCUCUCUGGCGGUGCCGGUGAAACGUCUUCCGAGCAUGACUUAUACUUCAAUGCAACAACAAAGCCUUCCAAAGUAAAAUUAAACAGCAAUGAUAAAACCUCAAUCACCAGCAACUUUUGUACAAAUUGUUGUAAAUUCUCAUCGAAUACUACAUCACCAACAUUUGGUGCCCAACAUUCACCAGUUGCCGAUGAUGACCUCGAACAGAUCGAUCAAUUGCGAAAAGUACUGAUAGUUAGCGAAGAGAAUUUUAGUUCAGCUCGUAAUCGCGAUGGUGAUAAAACAGAAAAAUCAAAAUUCGCUUCAAAUCUUUUGUUGUAUAAUAAGAAAGAAGAAAUUGGCUGCACGACGCGAACAUUAACCACAAAAAUAUCAGCUAAGAAAUCCUAUAACAAGAGUGAGAUAGAAUCAUUAAUGACAAACGCCAUAAAUACCCACCAGCAACUUAUCAACCAUCGACAAUUAUUAAGCGCAAAGAAUCGUGAUGGAAUGAUUUUUGAUGACAAUGGUCGAUUGAUGACCAGUGAUAAUGAUGAAACUGUUCCACUUCCAUUUGUAUCAUCAAUUUUAGAUGUCAGUUCGAUUGAAUUUAUUGACAGUUCCGCACAAAAUAGUGAUAUAUACAAUAGGGCAAACAUGGAGCAUAGUUGUAGCUGUAACAUAAGCAAAUUUAUGCCGGGAAACUACAACACAUUGCCGAAUAAAAGUUCUUCUGAAUGGUAUCGUCAGCAAAGCAAGGAUGAAGUUUGUGAAGUCGUACAAGAAAUGGAUUCAAAUGAUUCCAAUACAAAACAUUCCACUAAAGAGAAACAAAUGUCGAUAGGAAGGAAAAAGUUUAACAUGGAUCCGAAGAAAGGUAUUGAAUAUCUUUAUGAGAAUCAUCUGCUUCGAAUUGAUGCACAGGAUGUUGCCCACUUUCUUUACAAAGGUGAAGGACUCAAUAAAACUGCUAUUGGCGACUUCUUGGGUGAAAAGAAUUCUUUCAAUGAACAAGUUUUGAAAGCAUUCGUUGAACUUCAUGACUUUACAAAUCUUAUUCUUGUUCAAGCUUUACGACAAUUUCUUUGGAGCUUUCGUUUGCCUGGUGAAGCUCAAAAAAUUGAUCGAAUGAUGGAAUGUUUUGCACAACGUUAUUGCCAGUUAAAUCCUGACAUUUUUACAAAUACGGAUACUUGUUAUGUUUUAAGUUUUGCGAUUAUCAUGUUGAAUACGUCAUUGCAUAAUCCAUCAGUUAAAGAUAAACCAACUGUUGAACAGUUUAUUUCCAUGAAUCGCGGGAUAAACAAUGGAGGCGAUUUGUCGCGUGAACUUUUGGAGUCACUCUACGAAUCAAUUCGUACGGAACCGUUUAAAAUUCCACAAGAUGAUGGAAAUGAUCUUAUGCAUACAUUCUUUAAUCCUGACAAAGAAGGUUGGCUGUGGAAGCAAGGUGGACGUUACAAAAGUUGGAAGCGACGAUGGUUCAUUCUAAAUGACAAUUGCUUGUAUUAUUUUGAGUAUACCACCGAUAAGGAGCCGCGUGGCAUAAUUCCGUUGGAAAAUAUUCUAGUCCGUGAAUGCAAAGUAGCAGAUAAGAGUAAGCCUCAUUGCUUUGAGCUUUAUGCUGGUGGCUACGGAGAUAUAAUAAAAGCUUGCAAAACUGAUUCGGAAGGGAAAGUUGUCGAAGGUAAACAUACCGUUUACCGGAUGUCGGCGGCUACCGAAGAAGAGAAAAAUGAGUGGAUUAAAUGUCUCACUCAUUCUAUUGCUCACAAUCCAUUUUAUGAGAUUUUAGUGCAGCGUAAGAAAAAUGCCGUGGUUACAAGUUAAUACAUAAAUAUUUUACAUUCUAAUGAAUAGAAUAAUUUAUAAUAAUUUUAAUGAACAUUUUAAUCUUCUGAUCAUUUUUAAAGAAAGAGAAAAAAACUACAUAAUCGCAUUUUAGCUCUUAAGAUUUUUUUUGUUCCCAGUUUAACGUUGGUUGUUGGAAUGUUAUGGAAGUGCAAUAAAGAAAAAGCUGAGAAAUGAUAAACAAA